This is a messenger RNA of Ixodes scapularis (black-legged tick), 1148 nucleotides long. RefSeq lists its product as uncharacterized. Bases 78 to 1148 code for a protein of 356 amino acids. Gene Ontology annotation, molecular function: nucleic acid binding. Gene Ontology annotation, biological process: DNA integration. The record is from RefSeq and is a predicted model, not a curated record. Lineage: Eukaryota; Metazoa; Arthropoda; Arachnida; Ixodida; Ixodidae. The transcript has a single exon.
UGAGGGUUGUGAUCCCGAAGGGACUGCGCGAACGCGUACUGGACGAGCUGCAUGAAGGGCAUCCUGGAAUCGUAAGGAUGAAAGAACUGGCACGCAGCUAUGUAUGGUGGCCGGAGGUCGAUGCGGAUAUUGAAUAUCGCGUCAGGUCGUGUGAUACCUGCCAACAGCAGCAGAGUCUUCCAGGUCCAGCCCCGCUGCAUCCGUGGUCCUGGCCAACUCGUCCGUGGCAAAGGCUGCACUUGGAUUUUGCGGGACCUUUCCAGGGCCGUCAUUUUCUGGUGAGCGUCGACUCCCACUCCAAGUGGCCCGAGGUUUUUGUGAUGAACAGCACAUCGGCCGAAGCAACUAUUGAAAAGCUGAGGGAGCUGUUUAGUCAUUUCGGUCUGCCAGAUGUUGUUGUCAGUGACAAUGGCCCCCAAUUUUGUUCCCAAGAAUUUCAGAUUUUCUUGCGAGAGAACGGUGUGAGGCACGUCAGGACCGCCCCCUACCAUCCAUCAAGUAAUGGGCUGGCUGAGCGUUUCAUCCGCACCCUGAAGGAGGCCUUACGAAAAGAGAUGCCGGGCCGGCCUCUGUCCCGUCGACUAGCAAGUUUCUUGUUAGCUUACAGAAACACACCGCACGCCACAACCCUUCAGAGUCCUGCGGAGUUGCUGCUUGGGCGGCGGCUCACUACCCGUCUCGACAGACUGCGACCCUCUGCAGAGGAAACUGUUCACCGCAAGCAGGACGUGCUACAGGUGAAGCACAGUGGCAAACACCGACACUUCGUGCCGGGUGAUAAGGUGUACGUCAAGAACUUCCGGCCGGGUGAGAGGUGGUUGCACGGAGUCGUCAUGGCUAGAUCCGGACCGGUCUCCUACAGGCUUCGCGUGACCACACCGCGGGGGACCUUCGUGUGGCGGCGACACCAAGACCACCUGCGGUUGCGGGAGAGCUCUACCCCAGAGGAGGAGGAAGGUGGUUUGCUGAUACCGAGUGUCCUGCCAUCAUCGCCAACCCCAGGGCAAGGGGGACUCGUGAACGAGCUGCCUCCAGUUGGGUCACCGGGGGUAGAGGGACAUGGGAUCAACUCCAGUCUCCGGUCGUUCCCCAGCCCAGCCGCAAGAAAUUCAGCGCCGGUAUCCCGAACGGCAACGGCGUGCGCCUAA